GGCGGCAGGAAGUCCCUGGGCCCCGGCCCGGCCCGGCCACCGCCAGUUCCUCUCCGCGCGCGGCGCCUGCAGCUCCGGCCCUGGCGCGCCGGGGGACCCCGCGCCCCGCCUCGCCCCGCGGCCGCCCCGUCUGGAAAUAUGGGAUGUAUAAAAUCAAAAAGGAAAGACCAUGUGAAUGACGAUGGAAUAGAUUUGAAGACUCAACCAGUACGUAAUACUGACCGAACUAUUUAUGUGAGAGAUCCAACGUCCAAUAAGCAGCAAAGGCCAGUUCCAGACUCUCAGCUUUUACCAGGACAGAGGUUUCAGACUAAAGAUCCAGAGGAACAAGGAGACAUUGUGGUGGCCUUGUACCCCUACGAUGGCAUCCACCCAGAUGACUUGUCUUUCAAGAAGGGAGAGAAGAUGAAAGUGUUGGAGGAGCAUGGAGAAUGGUGGAAAGCGAAAUCCCUCUCGACCAAGAGAGAAGGGUUCAUCCCCAGCAAUUACGUAGCCAAAGUCAACACCUUGGAAACGGAAGAGUGGUUUUUCAAGGAUAUCACCAGGAAAGAUGCAGAAAGGCAACUUCUGGCUCCAGGAAACAGCCCGGGAGCUUUUCUCAUCAGGGAAAGUGAGACUCUGAAAGGAAGUUUCUCUCUGUCUGUCAGAGAUUAUGACCCUAUGCACGGUGAUGUUAUCAAGCACUACAAAAUCAGAAGCCUGGACAAUGGGGGUUAUUACAUCUCUCCACGAAUCACUUUUCCUUGUAUCAGUGACAUGAUCAAGCAUUACCAAAAGCAGUCAGACGGCCUGUGCAGGAGGCUGGAGAAGGCGUGUAUCAGCCCCAAGCCCCAGAAGCCGUGGGACAAGGACGCCUGGGAGAUCGCUCGGGAGUCCAUCAAGCUGGUGAAGAGGCUCGGUGCCGGCCAGUUCGGAGAAGUCUGGAUGGGCUUCUACAACAACAGCACCAAAGUGGCGGUGAAGACCCUGAAGCCGGGCACCAUGUCCGUGCAGGCCUUCCUGGAGGAAGCAAAUCUCAUGAAGACGCUUCAGCACGACAAGCUGGUGAGACUGUAUGCUGUGGUCACCAAGGAGGAGCCCAUCUACAUCAUCACGGAGUACAUGGCCAAAGGGAGCUUGCUGGACUUCCUGAAGAGUCCCGAAGGGGCCAAAGUGCUGCUUCCCAAGCUCAUUGACUUUUCUGCUCAGAUCGCCGAGGGAAUGGCCUACAUCGAGCGGAAGAACUACAUCCACCGAGACCUGCGCGCAGCCAACGUCCUGGUUUCCGACUCGCUGAUAUGUAAGAUCGCUGACUUCGGCCUGGCUCGGGUGAUCGAGGACAACGAGUACACAGCCAGAGAAGGUGCUAAAUUCCCCAUCAAGUGGACAGCUCCAGAAGCCAUCAACUUCGGCUGUUUCACCAUUAAGUCCGACGUGUGGUCCUUUGGCAUUCUCCUCUACGAAAUCGUCACCUACGGGAAAAUUCCCUACCCAGGGAGGACCAACGCGGACGUGAUGACCGCCCUGUCGCAGGGCUACCGCAUGCCGCGCAUGGACAACUGCCCCGACGAGCUGUACGACAUCAUGAAGAUGUGCUGGAAGGAGAAGGCGGAGGAGCGGCCCACCUUCGACUACCUGCAGAGCGUCCUCGACGACUUCUACACGGCCACCGAGGGCCAAUACCAGCAACAGCCCUAGAGCCCUAGGUGGUCCCCGCUCAGGGGCCGGCCCUGCCUCCCGGGAACUCGGUCCCUGCCCUGCCCGCCGGCGCCCGCCUGCCUCGCUGUGCCGACAGUCAGACCCCACCUUCGUAGGCGAGAACCUCUGCCCCAUGCCCUUGGCUGGCUCGUGUUUACAACCGGGGUGCGAGCCCAGGUCCUGCGGUCAGCCCGCCCAGGGCCCAGCAGCCACGGAAGGACACUCGUUUCUUAAGCAGAUGCCCUCAAGGACAUUUCUCUGAUUUUUCUCUGUGCUUUGGCUGAUCCGUUUAGAAAGUUACUAACCUGACCUGUUAGCGCUUGCAGGUGAAACAGAUGCUUAAAUAAAACAAAGUCAACCCCAUAAAGUGUUUUCUGGAUCCUGGCGAUUGAUCCAGAAUCAGAGACCGCCAGCUUCUUCCUUCCGUGGACACAGCUCGGGCC
This is a messenger RNA of Sorex fumeus (smoky shrew), 2120 nucleotides long. It is a transcript of the gene LYN, whose product is annotated as LYN proto-oncogene, Src family tyrosine kinase. Gene Ontology annotation, molecular function: signaling receptor binding; non-membrane spanning protein tyrosine kinase activity; ATP binding. The transcript is spliced from 13 exons. Gene Ontology annotation, biological process: cell differentiation; cell surface receptor protein tyrosine kinase signaling pathway; innate immune response. Bases 139 to 1677 code for a protein of 512 amino acids. Lineage: Eukaryota; Metazoa; Chordata; Mammalia; Eulipotyphla; Soricidae. The record is from RefSeq and is a predicted model, not a curated record. Gene Ontology annotation, cellular component: extrinsic component of cytoplasmic side of plasma membrane.